Molecule: messenger RNA, 267 nt
Organism: Prunus armeniaca (apricot)
Lineage: Eukaryota; Viridiplantae; Streptophyta; Magnoliopsida; Rosales; Rosaceae
Source: the annotation of a GenBank genome assembly
AUGAAGCUGGCCAUCGUGAGGUUUACAACAAGACACAUAGCUGGUCAUCGUGAAAACUCCAAUAUACCCUUCACAACAAGAGCACGUGCCAUUCACACUGUCAAACUCGACGGAUUCUAUAAUGGCAGGACUCAAUUCGAACUACUUGUUGAGUUAAAAGGAUGUAAUUGCUUCCAAAAAAAGUUCACGGACCCAAUUGCAACUGGGGACGAAGUUCAGGACGUCUACAAAGUAGCGAAAAUUCCAAUGGCUGAGUUUCCAUGUUAA